AAGCUUCCCUCUGUGUCAGUGAGUCCCUCUGCUGAGAUAGUGGAGGGCAGUUCAGUGACUCUGACCUGCAGCAGUGAUGCUAACCCAGCAGCUAAAUACACCUGGUACAAGGAGAAUGGAAAUCCAAACCUUCAUCCUCUAAGUAAAGAACCACAGCUUGUCUUCAGGUCCAUCCAGUCCUCUGACUCUGGAGAGUAUUACUGUGCAGCAGAAAGCAAGCUGGGGAGGAAGACAUCUGAAUUUGUCUUUAUCAAUGUGAAAUAUGCUCCAAAGCUUCCCUCUGUGUCAGUGAGUCCCUCUGCUGAGAUAGUGGAGGGCAGUUCAGUGACUCUGACCUGCAGCAGUGAGGCUAACCCAGCAGCUAAACACACCUGGUACAAGGAGAAAGUUUGUAUCCUCGCCCACACCGGGUUCUACAGUGGGACCAUUUCACUCCUAUAUGACCCUACAAAUAGAUCGGGAACCAUAAAAAUUAUUCAUGAGCACAGUGUGCAAAAGCUUCCCUCUGUGUCAGUGAGUCCCUCUGCUGAGAUAGUGGAGGGCAGUUCAGUGACUCUGACCUGCAGCAGUGAUGCUAACCCAGCAGCUAAAUACACCUGGUACAAGAGGAAUGGAUAUCCAAACCUUCAUCCUCUCAGUAAAGAACAAAAGCUUGUCUUCAGGUCCAUCCAGUCCUCUGACUCUGGAGAGUAUUACUGUGCAGCUGUGAAUGAUCUGGAGGGGAAGACAUCUGGAUUUGUUUCUAUUAACGUGAAAUAUGCUCCAAAGCUUCCCUCUGUGUCAGUGAGUCCCUCUGCUGAGAUAGUGGGGGGCAGUUCAGUGACUCUGACCUGCAGCAGUGAUGCUAAACCAGCAGCUAAUUAUACCUGGUACAAGGAGAAUGAGGACUCACCAAAAGCAUCAGGAAUGAUGUUCACCAUCACUGUUGUUAGACCUGAACACAGUGGGAAAUAUUACAGUGAUGCCCAAAACAGAAGAGGGAGUCUUAGCUACUAUGAUGAGAAGUGGGGAGAUUAA
Micropterus dolomieu (smallmouth bass) is the source of this 1017-nucleotide messenger RNA. RefSeq names its product B-cell receptor CD22-like. The record is from RefSeq and is a predicted model, not a curated record. The transcript has 5 exons. Lineage: Eukaryota; Metazoa; Chordata; Actinopteri; Centrarchiformes; Centrarchidae. The annotation marks the transcript as partial.